GUCUGCGGGCACAGCAAGAAGAUGGCGGCGCUGGGGGAGCCAGUGCGGCUGGAGCGGGAUAUUUGUAGAGCAAUUGAAUUGUUGGAAAAACUACAGAGGAGUGGAGAGGUACCACCACAGAAACUUCAGGCUUUACAGAGAGUCCUUCAAAGUGAAUUCUGCAAUGCUGUAAGAGAGGUAUAUGAACAUGUCUAUGAGACUGUGGACAUCAGUAGCAGUCCUGAAGUGAGAGCUAAUGCUACUGCAAAGGCUACUGUCGCUGCAUUUGCUGCUAGUGAAGGACAUUCUCAUCCUCGCGUUGUUGAGCUACCAAAAACAGAAGAGGGCCUUGGAUUCAAUAUUAUGGGAGGCAAAGAACAGAACUCUCCAAUCUAUAUCUCUCGGAUAAUUCCGGGUGGAAUUGCUGACAGACAUGGGGGCCUCAAGCGAGGAGAUCAGCUCUUGUCUGUCAAUGGAGUGAGCGUUGAAGGAGAACAUCAUGAAAAAGCUGUGGAACUGCUGAAAGCAGCUCAAGGGAAGGUUAAAUUAGUGGUACGCUAUACUCCCAAGGUCUUAGAGGAAAUGGAGUCACGCUUUGAAAAGAUGAGAUCAGCAAAGCGCAGGCAGCAGACCUAAAGCGGUUCAGAGCUUUCUACCCCGUUCUGCUCUUAGCUGGAGAAGUUGUCCUCGUGGCCUACCAGGUGGCCGAAAUGCCAGUGAUUGUAAAAAACAAACAGAAACUUCCCGCAAAAUCCUCCUUGCCAUUUUAUAAAUGCCUAUUUUAACAUCACUUACAGUUCCAGAGAUGCAUACACUCUUUUCUGACUAGAAAAAGUAAACGGCGAUGAGGGCAAUUCUGUCCUGCUGUUUUUACAGGCCUUUUUCAAAUGCAGAUUUUGUCAUAAAGUUGUUACAGAUUUUUAAAAAUGCUUUUUUAAUAUUAAAAUGUACUUUUACAUUCUUAAUCAUUUUUUAGAAAAAAAAUUUUCUUCAUUUGGCUGCUUAUUUAAAAAUAACAGUUCUCCAGUUCUUUUUUUGCUUACUCUAUUUUUUUUAACCUGUGAAGUUUCUUUACAGUUUUCCAAGGAAUUAAACAUAGCAGUCUCCGCCCCAGCAGCUCAUUACACUGUCAGUGGUAACAUCACUGCUGCAUUUUGUACUUUGAACACACACACAACAUAUGUAAUCAAUGAUAAAUCAUAACUCAGCACAGUGGAAGUUUUUUACUUUUAUUUAAACAUAAUGUAUAAUGAAUAUUCAUUUAUACUGAUUUAUAAAAGUAAGUUUUUAAACACUGAAACAAUCAUUGCUAAAACGUAUUUCGUAAUAUUGGAGCAGUGAGGCAAGAGGAUGUAAUUUGAUUGUUAGCAUUACUGAUUACAUCUCUUUAUAUUCAAUAAUAUAUCAAAUUAGAAAUGGAAAAAUAGGUUUAGGUUUCAUCUUUUGCAAAUUUUUUUAAUGCUAUUGGUUUUUAUUUAAAUAUAUUUCUUAUAUUUUGGUCCUUCCAUUCCUAGAGAUGAGCCAGUCAGUUUGUGAUGGGAAAUAGCAGAAGCAAAGAAGAAAAAGUAAUAUCUUUAACCUCACUAGCCUCACGAGUUACACACUCUUACUAGCUCAAUUUAAAGAAUUGAUUUUAAAUAGGAAGAAGAUAGAAGGAUAUAUUUAAGAUAUAUAGAAAUUAUGAAGUGAUGUGUUCAUAAGAAUCUGCAGGCUCUUUGUCAAAGUGAGUAGGAACUCAUUUAUAUUAAAAUGAUUGGAUCUAAAGAACCGAUCUUUGUUUAUGAUUCAUAUAUAAUGAUGGGAAUUCUGAGAGACUUUGAUUUGUCCACUGGAUGUCACUGUUUUUCUAAAAGGCAGCUAUCAGUGAAUGACUGAGGUCUUUUUAAAGGCUGAAAUUAAAGAGGUCCAUUUUCAGUCACAACUUACAGGAACGUUUGUAUGGUUUUUUAAAAAUUUAAAUGAUAGACGCUGAAAAGAAAAUGGAUUGAAAUAUAUAAGGAAUUUAGAAUAAUAAUUGACCUUGUAUAAAAAGUGGGCAUUUUGUAACAUUCCAUCAGGAAGAAUAGAAAUGUAUAUCUUUUUCUGCAUGUUUGUGAGCACUGUGAGUCUUAAAAGAUUAUUCCAGUUUUCAGUGAUUUUCAGAAUAAAAGUUAAUCAGCAUUGUUAUUUAUCAUUUAGGUAUUGAA
Messenger RNA from Ceratotherium simum simum (southern white rhinoceros), 2165 nucleotides. It is a transcript of the gene LIN7C, whose product is annotated as lin-7 cell polarity scaffold C. NCBI's taxonomy places the organism in Eukaryota, Metazoa, Chordata, Mammalia, Perissodactyla, Rhinocerotidae. The record is from RefSeq and is a predicted model, not a curated record. Gene Ontology annotation, molecular function: protein binding.